AUGCGAUGCGCGAGCAAGGCCGCCGAGAGCGCGUCUGCACGUCUCUGUGCGGACGCCGAAGCAGAAACCGCAGCAACUGAUGUGUUAUUGGUUGCUAAAACGUCUCAGUCUGUGUCACCUGGUGAUGCAGGCGCUCUUCAUGAAGACACUCAUAUCUUCACAGAGUAUGAGCUCGGUGUCUCAUACUCUCCUGAUACGGAAGACGGAUCCGUAUCGACGGCGAUCGAAUCCAAGCCACCUGCCAAGCGUGGCAUGGAUGAUGCUACGCGUCGUAGCAUCUUUGGUUCGUCUGAUGAAUCAGAUGAAACAUCGCCAAAGCGAAGGCGCUCGAGUUUGCAAGACUCGGGCGCUCACAGUGAUGUCGGUUCUCCUAUUGACACCACUUCGCAGCGAGGUACCAGUCCUUCUGUCGGCACGUCGCAGGAAGAGCGGGACCGCAACGUGUUGCGUCUCGCUCCCGAAAAGAAGGCAUGGCUGCCUCCAAAGUCAGUCAUGGAUCUCUUGUCGGCGACGACGAGUGAUCGUUAUCGAACACGAUUGUUCGAUUCAUCAAGGAUCCAUCACCUUGACCCCAGCGCGAAAAACUAUCGCGCUGAGAAUGAAUUCUUCAUCGAUGCAUUCUUUAAACAUCGAUGGUACAGUGGGAAUCACAAACGUGAUGGUACCUCACUACUUCAGGCGUGGAACGCCUACAUCCAUAACCUUGAGGAUGUAGGUCGUGACGUUUGGCAUGACAAACUUAUCAAAGCUCGUGAUAAGUUUGAGAAGAGAACCCCGACAGGUGCACGCUACAAGCUGCAUCGUCUGUCUAGGAAGAACUUCUCCGGCGGUCCCUCUACGGCACGGGAUGUGCCGUGUCGUACUGCUCGACCAGACUCAGUACGUCAAUCAUCAGUUGGGAGCGGGACUCCCAAGUAUCACAGGACGGGGGAUAGCCGCGCCACCGGACGAGAUAACUCGUCCGACGUCCGUUCACGUAGCGGUGGUUCAACAGCCGCUCAAUCAGAUAGCGCUGGCCACCGUGAGAGUCCUCCAAAGAAGGUGGAGGAGGAGGGAAGAUGCUCUACAAACUAUCAUGGGAAAGCGUGUGUCCUUGAGAGCCUCUUGGAUCGCGUAACUAUUGCGUUACGCGGCGACCUCGAACAUGAGCGGGACAGGCGUCUUCAACUGGCGGACACUGUCUUGAAGCAUCGAGCUGAGUUUGCCUUUGCUCAGCUUGAGAACGAGAGAGCUCUGACAUCUCUGCGUGACGAACUAAGGGUAGCUCGUGUGGAUAUUGACCGGUCUCGGGCUGAGAUAACUGCUCUUCAGACCCUUUUCGAUAUCCACCAUCGGGUGCACAAAGCCAUCUGUGAGAUGCUUGAACGCAAGGGCGUUCUUCAUCGGAAGAAGCAGCUUACUGAUGGUACGACUUAA
Molecule: messenger RNA, 1416 nt
Organism: Peronospora matthiolae
Lineage: Eukaryota; Oomycota; Peronosporomycetes; Peronosporales; Peronosporaceae
Source: the annotation of a GenBank genome assembly